GUGAACUUAGCCCUGGCCCUAGCAAACAUCACCACCAACUACCAGAGGCCAGACAAAGAAUCAAUAGUAGCCAUGAAAAAGAAACAACGAGGCACAGCCGCUGACACCGCCAACAAGGCGCAAGCCAAAAAGAUAAUCGAGCGAGAAGGUCACAGCCUAGACAGAGAUUGGUCACGUCUCAGCUGGAAGCAAAAAGCCAGCAACAUCGUGCGGCUCAAGCUGCUGAAAGACGACGGCUACGAUAUUACUCCACUAACGAAUAAAGAAAAAAACCACGAUGCAGAAAUAUACGAAAGCAGCACAUGCCGACCAGACACAAAGGCCUCUCUCCCUCAUAUCUCAAACACCACAUACCAUCUGAACAGCACUACUCUGACUCCUCAUCUUUUACAGCAAGACCUCUAUUCUCGAAAACGAAAGCACACCCACGACCACGACUCCCAAACUUCACACCCCUCACCUCCGCGCAAAAAACGCCGCCUCCACUCUCCCAACCACACCACCUUUACCUCCCCCACCUCCGCCCUCCAAACCCUCAAACGUCACCUCCGCCGCUCCCUCUUCGCUUCCUCCCGCACAUGCUGCUCCCGAUUCCAACUCACAACCUCCCAGGGCGCAAACUCUCAAGUUCCGAUUUUAGUCUCAACGAAGCGGUCUGCGCCGCUGGUAUCCCGUAUCAUCUUCACACCACAAGCACCAGGCAGACGGCCGAGCGGUGCGGAUGCGUAUAUCGGCUCUACGGCGUUUGAGUUGCUGGGGCGGGAGGUAGAAUGGAUAGGGAAGAGAGAGGAGGAGGGAGAUGGAGGGUGUUGGGUUUGCGAUUCUGAACUGGAAGAUGAGGAGAGUGUUGGGUGUGGGAUUAGGCUAUUAGUGAAGAGUGGAGAAGGCGAUGCGGUGCUUGAGGGGGAAACGCGGGCGCUGGUUGCUUUGCUGGGGCACUUGCGGGGUGGCGAGUUGAUGCAUUUGGGCCGGUGGAAGGUUUGUGAUGUGGGUGUUGAUGCGGAGGGGAUGAGGUGCGUG
Bipolaris oryzae ATCC 44560 is the source of this 1020-nucleotide messenger RNA. RefSeq lists its product as uncharacterized. Lineage: Eukaryota; Fungi; Ascomycota; Dothideomycetes; Pleosporales; Pleosporaceae. The annotation marks the transcript as partial. The transcript has 3 exons. The record is from RefSeq and is a predicted model, not a curated record.